Messenger RNA from Podospora pseudopauciseta, 3203 nucleotides. RefSeq lists its product as uncharacterized. The transcript is spliced from 3 exons. The coding region runs from base 144 to 3071 and encodes 975 amino acids. NCBI's taxonomy places the organism in Eukaryota, Fungi, Ascomycota, Sordariomycetes, Sordariales, Podosporaceae. Gene Ontology annotation, molecular function: serine-type endopeptidase activity. The record is from RefSeq and is a predicted model, not a curated record. Gene Ontology annotation, biological process: proteolysis.
CACACACCCCCGCUUUUGAAUACAUGCAUGUCAGGAAACAGACCAGUCAUUUCAUGGCUACAUGGGUGUUUCAUCUAGCAUAUAGGCACCUCUACACGGUAACUUCGAGCUCACCGUCACGAGGUUGAAAAGGCCGCAACUCUAUGAUGGACAGACAAUACCUCAACACCACCUCCGAAGAACGGCAGAGAUUUGACAGCAGCGUUCAAGAGAGACGGAUUCUUGACGUCGUUCAGCCUCUCUUUGCAACUAAUCUUCCUUGGAAGUUGGAGGCAGAUAGCGACCACGGCAAUGGCCUUGCGGAGCAGAUCAACGCCCAGACAGCAAAGGAGAUGUUUUUACACGAACUCGUCACUGCGGGCCUUUAUUUGAGAGAGCUAAAAAGUGCUCUGUCGGUUCGGUCUUUCCGACUAUGCCUAGAAACAUCAUCCGAUCUCCUCGCCUUCUUAGAGACACUGGUAUGUAACGAUAUCCUGGGCCAACCGCGGCCUGGUGACACUUCCGGCGCGGAUAAUACACCUGGUAUCCACAAAGACAAGCCUCCUGAGAAUGAGCCUGUGCAAGUGGCUGGCGUUCCACUUGUACUCGACUUGGUUGCCAAAUGGCUGUUUCAAAUACCUGAGCCGAAGCCUAUUGCACUUGGACGGACCGAACAACCCACUGUACACCCUCAUGAUGACAUCGGGGCGCUCCAAGAUCUUUGCGAUGUCAAAAAAUAUCCAAAACUCGAAAUGCUUGGAAGAAUUCUCCAGGAGUCAGGCGACAGGGCUUGCCACAAGCUUAUCAAUUUCCACCAGAGGAUGGCCAACUUCCAGGAGGGGGUACGCAAGGCUUGGCAUCUCAACAAAUGUCUCGCAAACCUCAGGAAGACUGCACCAACUAAGCGUUUUCGACCACCUGCUGCACAACGGAUUCCCCGAACAAAGUGGGAGAACAUGACGCCGCGCGACCUCUCCAGUCGCCUUUUCGAGAAGCUAUACAGUAGCGUUUGUCAGAAUCAGGAUCACCAGGUCAAGCUUCAGUUGAAUGGAUUUGACAUGGAUGGUUUCUUGGCGCCGCCAAUACAUUUCAACUUGUUCCUCCCUUCCUGCCCUACCAACGACCUUUGGCAAAAAUGUCAGUGUAGGGCCAUUGUGCCAAGGAAGGUCAACAGCUUACCCGAAGACGUGGAAAUGAUUGUCGAUCUCUGCGAAGACAUUCGGGCCCUUAAUGAGAACCACCACCUGCCAACAGUUUUGGCCGUCCAUUUUGAGGUUGUUGAGCCCGGUCAUCGAUACUACCUUUGGCACGACACCAAGUAUCAGCUUGAUACGCCGCAGCACUUUCAAGAUGCCAAGCCAACAAUAUCUCUGGACUACCUGAUUUGCAGCGGCUUCCUUACCGACAUACCAGAAGGAGGCGUCUUCGGGAUGAACGACAAGGCUGUUCUAGCAUUGUCUCUUUCUAGGUGCUUUCUCCAUCUGUGGGGUACCAAUUGGCUCAAAGACCCUUGGACGGCGGGCAAUAUACAUUUCCUUGCACAGUCCGAUGAGAUCUGGAAUCCUCACCAUCCCUUCAUUCACUGCUCCCUCGACAAUUCCUCGCCCACAUCUUCAACUGAGGCUACGAUUUCGCUUUUUUCCUUCGCAAAGCUCCUCCUCGAGAUUGAAACUGGCACACGCAUUGACGUUGACCCCUCCUCAGUAACCCAGGAUGAGUUCGAGGACACAAUUGUCAGCAUUCUUGAUUCUAGAGGCGAUAGAUUUGGAAGAAGAGAGUACAACGCCGCGGUAGAUGGAUGUUUUCAUAUCUUCGCAUUAGUUAACAAACAGAGCAACGAAGCAGGCGGUGUGGUGGACGAACUGGAUAUGAUGAGAAAGGCCAUUUACGACGCGAUUGUCGAGCCACUUGAGCAAAAUUUCAAUCUCAUUCCAAACCCGAGCAAAGCGCUUUACGUGAAGAAGCUUCAUUUGGAGCGAAAGAGAGGGACGUAUGGAGUGGCGACGUUCCAGCCGGAAUAUCACCAACCCACAAGGAAACGUGGUUCAACAGACUCGACGAUGUUCUUUGAUGGUGAGAUCGUACGCACGGUCGAUGAGCGGGUUGACCGAGCCGCGAAAUUCUUCGAUUCCAUGGACCGAUUCCAUGCCCAGUUCAUACAACCGAGGAUCACAAAGAGCAAUGGACUACGGCCUGUUAAGAUUGCGAUAUUAGACACCGGGAUUGAAGUUGAUAAUAGCAGCCUUCAAGGUGUGUUGGAUAACAUCAAGGAUUCGAGAAAAGCUUCUGGCUUUCGGGAUUGGAGAAGAGGUUCAAUCCGCGCAGUUCAAUCAUUCGUCACGUCUCCAGGAGACGAAAGGGAUGUAGUAGGCCACGGCACACAUGUAGCGUGGCUUGCUCUCAAGACAGCCCUCAACGUUGAAGUAUACAUCGCGAAGGUCUCCGCCGGCAAACAGUUCGAUGACAACACAGCCGUGGCGAAAGCAAUCCAUUGGGCCAUGGAUCAAGAGGUGGACAUCAUGGUCAUGUCAUUUGGCUCUGCAUAUAUAGAUAAGGGGGUGAGCGACGCCAUUGACCGUGCUGUAACCACUCGACCGCACCCAACACUUGUCUUUGCGGCGGCGUCAAACUCGGGGCUCAACAGCCGGCCAACUUUUCCUGCCACCCACGACAAGGUUAUUGGUGUAUAUUCCUUGGAUGGAUACGGAAACGACAACGGGGGCUUGAACCCGUCUCGACAACCAGGAGGCACUUAUUUUGGCACAUUAGGUGUCGGAAUAGAGAUGCUGUGGAACAACAAAAAGGAGGCCCGAUCCGGAAGCUCAUAUGCUGCGCCAAUCGCCGCUGGUAUCGCCGCGAAUUGUCUGGUUUGGCUGGAACACAUGCUUAAGAAGGGGUACUUCAGCCAGGACCAGUACAUGUGGCUAAGGACGAUUGAGGGGAUGCGUUAUAUGCUCAGGAAGCAGGCUAUGGGCUCUAACGGCGAUAGAGUGGGGAUACUAUCAUUGGCCCCAUGGGUACUUUGGAGGCGUGAUCUUACUGAUGUAGAGGUGUGUACUAUUUUGAAGGAAGGCAUGCCGCUUUUUCGAUAGCCUCAUGGGACUUUUAGAAUCGUUGAAACACAAGGUAAUGAAGGGGAGCGGGGUUUCUCCGUUGUUACGGUAAGGUAUUUAAGCUGCGCUUAAUUGAUCAAAGUCUGAGGCGGGUUAAUGGAAAAUUGCUUC